Molecule: messenger RNA, 726 nt
Organism: Raphanus sativus (radish)
Lineage: Eukaryota; Viridiplantae; Streptophyta; Magnoliopsida; Brassicales; Brassicaceae
Product: 40S ribosomal protein S27-2-like
Exons: 4
Coding region: 235-492 (85 amino acids)
Biological process (GO): ribosomal small subunit assembly; translation
Cellular component (GO): cytosolic small ribosomal subunit; ribosome
Molecular function (GO): structural constituent of ribosome; RNA binding
Source: RefSeq, a predicted model, not a curated record
GUUAAAUAAAUUUAUGGUUUAAAGUGUUUUUUAUAGGAUUUUAUCCUAUUCAUACCCUCGCCUUGAUGGAGAUUCUGGUGGCGUCUAGGUCGGUUUCUGGCUGAAUUGUAGGGUCAUUUACAAAGGCAUUGUUGUUUGCUCAAAUUAGGGUUUACAACUUUCUAAAGGCAUUUUGUCGGCUGAUUCUGCUUUCUCUGAAAUUGUUUGGAGUUGGAUCAUUUGAAGCUAAGGAGCAUGGUUCUUCAAAACGAUAUUGAUCUGUUGAACCCACCAGCUGAGCUUGAGAAGAGGAAGCACAAGCUCAAGCGUCUUGUUCAGUCCCCGAACUCAUUUUUCAUGGAUGUGAAGUGCCAAGGCUGCUUUAACAUUACGACAGUGUUCAACCACUCGCAGACGGUUGUGGUGUGCGGAAACUGCCAGACUGUGUUGUGCCAACCUACAGGAGGGAAGGCAAGGCUCACUGAAGGUUGCUCUUUCAGGAAAAAGUUAUGAAGAAGAUGACUCAGCCACAUUUUUUCCCUUAAUUUCUUUUAUGAAUUUGGGAUCAUUUUUUGAGCUAGUAAAAUCUAUGACUUGUGACUUUAAAGCAUGGAUCUUUGGAGUUGAGUAGAAGUUUGCUCAUUUAUCAAUGCGUUUAUUACAUCCUGAGUUUUUUUUUCAGAUGCUCAAUGUCUAUUCAUUACACACAAGUUUAAGGAAAACAAAAAGUUGUGAAGUCAAGCUGUA